Messenger RNA from Tripterygium wilfordii, 426 nucleotides. RefSeq names its product S-protein homolog 2-like. The record is from RefSeq and is a predicted model, not a curated record. NCBI's taxonomy places the organism in Eukaryota, Viridiplantae, Streptophyta, Magnoliopsida, Celastrales, Celastraceae. The coding region runs from base 1 to 426 and encodes 141 amino acids. The transcript has a single exon.
AUGGAGCAAAAUACAAAAUCAACAUUGAUAUUGUUCCAAUUUUCCAUCCUUUUGCUUGCAUCGACUGCUGCCACUAGCGAGGCCAUCUCUCUGAACCCUAAGUAUCAUGUCCACAUUGUGAAUGGUUUCAAGUCUGACAUCCUCCACAGUCACUGCAAAUCAUUGGACGACGAUCUUGGCAUCCGCCAAACCAAUCCAGGUCAAGAGUAUCAAUGGGAAUUUAGCAUAAAUUUCUGGGGCACUACCCUCUACUAUUGUUCCUUUUGGUGGAAUCGGGGACGCCAUCUAAACGAAGUGUUUACGACUAAGCCAGAGUUUAUUCAUUACUACUGUGGUGAUUAUAAUUGUAUUUGGAAAGCUCAGGAGGAAGGGAUUUACGCGUUCAACUCCGAGAGUCGCACAUUUGAGUUCAUGUAUAAGUGGUAA